AUGGCAGAUCUGCACAACCCCACCGUCAUCAUCCUUCUUCCCUUGUCUGGGCUGCAGGCUAUCGGCUACGGGCUGGAGAGAGUAUGUCUCGGACGAGAGCCUGCGAAUGAGCAGAUUGAGAUAGACGACGCACGGACUGGUGGGUCCCCGACGGCGCACGGAGCCUCGAGCCAAAGGAAGCACGCCAGGAGCGUUGGCGUUGCGACGGGAGAAGAGCGAGCUCCCAUCUUGCUUCCCAACCUCGCUCGUCCUGCUUUCGACGGAGGCGAGACCCUGGCAGCCAGGUAG
Messenger RNA from Mixia osmundae IAM 14324, 288 nucleotides. RefSeq lists its product as uncharacterized. NCBI's taxonomy places the organism in Eukaryota, Fungi, Basidiomycota, Mixiomycetes, Mixiales, Mixiaceae. The coding region runs from base 1 to 288 and encodes 95 amino acids. The record is from RefSeq and is a predicted model, not a curated record. The transcript has 2 exons.